UCCUGAUGUUUGUUACCGCCAAACUUUAAACGACAAGGAAGGAACCGUCUCCAGUCGCAGCUGCUGCACCGCUUUUAUUGACUAAUUAACUAAGAAAUAAUAUAUAUCUGAGGAUGUCUUUUAACUCAAAGAGACCCUGCCCCGACCCUAUGAACGACUCCAUGGAGAAGAGAAUAAAGCGCAUUUCAAUCGAGGGAAACAUCGCGGCGGGUAAAUCUACCUUUGUGCGCCUUUUGGAGAAGAAUAGCGCAGACUGGGAGGUGGUGCCAGAGCCAAUCGCCAGGUGGUGCAAUGUCCAAACAGCAGGGAGCGAUUUUGAGGAGCUGACCACAUCCCAAAGGAGUGGGGGCAAUGUGCUGCAGAUGAUGUAUGAAAAGCCAGAGCGGUGGGCCUACACUUUCCAGAGCUACGCCUGCAUCAGUCGGGUUCGUGCCCAGAUCAAAUCGGCUAACGGGAAGCUCCAAGAAGCUGAAAAUCCAGUGCAGUUCUUUGAGAGAUCCAUCUACAGUGACAGAUACAUCUUUGCAGCCAACCUAUAUGAGAGUGAAUGCAUGAAUGAGACUGAAUGGUCCAUCUAUCAGGACUGGCAUGGCUGGCUGCAUAACGAGUUUGGCAAGCACAUCCAGCUGGAUGGCAUCAUCUAUCUCAGAGCUUCCCCAGAGAGAUGUUUAGAGAGAUUACACCUGAGAGGCAGACAGGAAGAGCAAGACAUCCCUCUGGAGUACCUCGAGAAGCUCCACUUUAAACACGAGAGCUGGCUGCAGCACAAGACCAUGAACAUGGAGUUUGAGUAUCUGAGUGAAGUUCCCAUCCUGACGAUAGAUGUGAAUGACGAUUUUAAAGGAAACAAAAUCAAGAGUGCUGACAUGACUGAGAAGGUGAAGGAAUUCCUGAACACAUUGUAAGGUGAUAGAAAAACGCAGACUCUGCCCUACAGGAACAAAGAUUUAUGGCAUAUUUGAAGACAAGAAAAUGCCUCAUCAGUGACAACUAGAUAGUUUUUUAAAAUGUGUUGCUUAUUUUCUUAUGUGUAUUUAUCAGUGCUGUCAUGUGCAAAUGAGAAUGUACGUACUGUCCAUUAGUAUUAAAGACAAUAAACUUGAAAUACAAUC
Molecule: messenger RNA, 1112 nt
Organism: Melanotaenia boesemani (Boeseman's rainbowfish)
Lineage: Eukaryota; Metazoa; Chordata; Actinopteri; Atheriniformes; Melanotaeniidae
Gene: dck
Product: deoxycytidine kinase
Exons: 7
Coding region: 114-905 (263 amino acids)
Biological process (GO): nucleobase-containing compound metabolic process
Cellular component (GO): cytoplasm; mitochondrion
Molecular function (GO): deoxycytidine kinase activity; ATP binding
Source: RefSeq, a predicted model, not a curated record